UAACUAUAGAGCAGUAGAAAUUUUAGAAACGGAGAGACCAAAGGAACAUCGUGCGAAAGGCAGUGCGCUAACUAGAAUAGGGAAUCCACAACGCCCCAAGGAUUUUGCCUCUGAGGUAGUACAUCCGUCGCCAGAUAGGGUCCUGGGGGUUUCAGGUAGAAAGACAGCCAGGCAGAAUGAAAUAUGACCCCUCGGUAGACAUAGAUCCCGGGGGUGGGAGAUAAAUCCCCAGGGAGAAAGACCCCCAAGUAGAUAGAUUCACAGGAGGGCUCCCAGGGACGGAGACACACCCCCAGGGACAUAGAUUCUCAGUGAGAUGCUUAGACUUAGAACCCCAGGGAGAUAGGUGCCCAGGGAUUUAGUUUUCUUCUAGGGAAAUAGCCCCCCAGGUAGAUUGAUAACAUAGACCCCAGGCACUGACUUAGGUAAACUCCAGUGAAGUAGGGCCCGAGGCUGGCAAGCAGCCCCCCAGGUAUGGGAAGGCUUUCAGCGGUAGAGCCCAAGGUAUGGGCAGGCGUGCAGGUAGGCCCCCAGGUAUGGGCAGGAGCUGCGCCCCCUGCGCUCGGCUGGCUUUAUUCUACCUGCCGGGCAGAACUGGCAGCGCCUUCUUCCGCUUUGCUAGCUUUCCCUUCCCACCCUCGGCCGGAAGCGCGGCUUUAGUUGGAAGGCAAAGGGGCCGAGAGCAUGCCAGGAAGCUACAUGACCCGGAGGCCGUGUUGGCUUUGUGCGCCCUCCCCUCAAAUAUGGAAUGAUCUCUCAAGAGCGCCGCUGUGCCACAUUCCCCCGAGCUGGCGGGCCCGGGUAGAUGUGUUUUCCCGCGAAACCCCCCGGGUGCCUCCUGUUUCUUGCCUUCGUGUGGGCCUGCAGUCGUGCGCGUGGCCCCGCUUCUCGCCGGGCCAGGCUGGCCCCAUUUACUGGGGUGGGGACGCACCGCGCCGCCUGCCAACAGCCACAAGGCUGCGCAAGGAGAGCACAGACAGCAGGCAUGUGGGGACAGCCACUGGGCGCCAGACGCUUCGCAAGCGCGCCCGGGACAGCAACAUGGCCGCGGUGAGUCUGGGGCCGGCACGCAGUCGGCGGCCCGUUGUCCCUCCGCUACCAAACACAGGCCAAGGGGCGGCGGGGGUGGUUAGCACGAGAGCCGCCGGCCAGCAGGGACCUAACUAAGAUGGGCGCGCACAUCGAGAAUGCUACCUGGCUACUUCAUUGGCCGGCAUUCGGUGAUGUUGAGCCGGAGCAACGAACGCAAAAGAGCAAAGCGCAGGGGCUGGAGUGUAACAUCUGCACCUACUCCGCACGGUUCGGGCGCGGUAUUUUGUAGCGUGCGUCUCCGUGCUUUAGGCGCCUGGUGCGCAGCUGUAUUUUAGGCGCCGGCCGGAGAACAAAACCUCUAGGAAUGGUCUCGAAGGUCUCGCCUUGCGUUGGCUCAACAUGCAGUAAAAAGGCGGAAGGGCAACGCGUGGGGUUAUAUAUUGCCGAACCCAGGCAAGGGCAACAUUUGAACGCACUGAGAAAAUGCCGCCCAGAAUUUUUUCUGCGUGGGAAUCUGCGCAGUUUUUUUCAGUAGGAGACCAAAAGCUCUAGAGGUCGACCUCUAGUGGUCGCCCUCUCCUUUUGGUCAACUUUGCUCAGCCGUUCGCCCGCGAUAGGCGAAAUUUUUUCUCGGACCUCUAGAGGCCGCUCCUCUCCUUUGCUAUAGGUCUGGAGUAUACUGUCGGGCGAAAAAAUGACAAAAAAACCGAAAACGCCCGACCUCUAGAGCUCGCCCUCAUGUUUUGGUCAGAAUUGCUAUAGCUUAAAUCACUCCCAGCAUCGUGAUUGACCAAUUUUCAAAGAGUCGCCGUUUUUGGGUUUGGUCUCGUUUUCGUCAGAUUUUGGUCAAGUUUUGGUCAGAAUCUUAUCGGGAUUUGGAUUCUCAUUCCUUUGGUGUCUCCUUUUUUCACAAGUUGCUACGAGUCUAUAGUUCUUUAAAACUAUGAAAGAGAGGACUAUGAACAAGUUUGCUGCUAGAACUCGGUCCUCACCUCUCCAUCCGGCGCCAAGUCGGCUCUCAGAACAAGAUGGAGGCUAAACAAAAAGAACGCGCUCGGUUGCAAAUAUAGUACUCCUGCAGGAGCAGCUACAGGGUAGUAGUUCCUCCCUGCGUGACUUUCAACAUCUAGGUGCGCCAGAAAGUCGAUCUUCGGUCUCACAUUCACUCUCAUCUCUGUAUAGUACUUACCAAUAUGCUCAUGCUUUUUAGAAGAGGGUCACAAAAUGUCCGCUUAGGUCCUCAGGGGACCUUCGACCCACCCAGCUGGGUGGGCCUUAGGUCCCCUGCCCUAAAAAUUAUUAUAAGGCAACAAGGGGCCUAG
Amoebophrya sp. A120 is the source of this 2354-nucleotide messenger RNA. NCBI's taxonomy places the organism in Eukaryota, Dinophyceae, Syndiniales, Amoebophryaceae. The record is from the annotation of a GenBank genome assembly.